UAUGCAAAUUAAAAGUGACACAAUAAAAACAGUAAAAAUUUCUUCUGUCCUCCAGAAAGUUGCCGAUACCUUGGUGAAUGGCUGGAUGGACACCGCUUCGGGUCCCAAACCUUUCCUCAGGGGCACCCCAGCCAUUCCAUGAUUUAUUAAACUUCACCACCAGCUCACUUUAAUUUAACAAAGUCAGAGGUAUUCAUUAGCAUUGUGCUAGUGGUCAAGUUAAACAGAUGGGUGUGUGGACGGUUGCUGUAAAUACUGCAGUCAUUGCAGCAUUAGUUUGGAAAUGGCCAAGCUGACAGACUGGCAGACAUGAAAUCAUAGUUUUACACCAACAUGAAGAUCAUCUAAACAUCAUUUUUUGGCUGCCUAAGACUUUUGCACAGUGCUGUAUGUAUAAAUAGUCGGCUUAAUUAUGCAAUAGACACACAUUUAUGGGUGCUUUCACGUUUCACACAUUAAUUACUGUUUUAAAACGUAAUUAAUCAAACUGCAUAGCAUAUUCAUCUUGACCUCUUUAAGGUAUUUUAAUUGCACAAAUUUAGGCCAUUUUCAUGGUUCCCUGUGUCAAGCUGCAGUGUAGCUAUAGCUACGAGUAUGAUGAGGAAAGACAUGUUUUACACGUUUGAGCGUGACACGUGUGGGACCCUCAGCAGGGCAGGCGUGUCUGAGGUCAGUCAGGCUGAGAGGUAUAAAAGCAGCUCACACUGAUGCACUCUUCAGGAAAACUCCCUGUCCGGGAAGCCUGCCGAAGCCUCUCUUUGGUUUGCAGGACAGCAGAAAACAGCCCGAAAAAGAUGCAGAAUUUUUUAUUUGUUCUUUUUGCUUUAAACUGGAGUUGCUUGACAGUGUCUGGACAAGACAGAGAUGGUGAAAUCAUUAAGCACAUAAAGGGGACCAAUCAGGUGCUGGCUGAAAUCAAGGAGCUACUGAAACAGCAGAUCAAAGAGAUUAUUUUCCUGAAGAACACAGUGAUGGAGUGUGAAUCUUGCGGCAUGCGGAAUGACAGACCUCCGCAGCCAUCCUGCGUGCCCAGCCCCUGCCACCCCGGCGUGCCCUGCAUGGAGACAGGCGGGGGCAUUAAGUGUGGGCCCUGUCCCGAGGGCAUGGUGGGAAACGGGACGCACUGCGCCGAUGUGGACGAGUGCAUUAUGAAGCCUUGCCACAAGGGGGUGCGCUGCACCAACACGGCCCCUGGGUUCCGCUGUGGCCCCUGUCCUGCUGGCUACACGGGGCCCCAGCUGCAGGGGGUGGGACUGUCCUUUGCCACUGCCAACAAGCAGGUCUGCAAAGAUAUAAACGAAUGUGAGGGAGACAGAAAUGGCGGCUGUGUGGCUAAUUCCAUCUGCACCAACACGCUGGGGUCUUUUCGCUGCGGCCCCUGCAAGCCGGGCCACGUUGGGGACCAGCAGCGCGGCUGCAAACUGGAGAAGUCCUGCGGAGAGUCCAACCCCUGCCAUCGGAACGCAGACUGCAUCGUCCACCGUGACGGGAGCAUCCAGUGCACAUGCGGCGUGGGAUGGGCUGGCGAUGGAUACGUCUGCGGCCCGGACAUAGACAUUGACGGCGUCCCUGACCAGCAGCUGGAAUGUCCCCAGAAGAGCUGUGCGAAGGAUAACUGCCUGACGGUGCCCAACUCAGGUCAAGAAGACGCGGACCGUGAUGGCAUUGGGGACGCCUGUGACGAAGACGCUGAUGGGGAUGGGAUCUUCAACGUAGAGGACAACUGUGUGUUAGUGGCUAAUGUGAACCAAAGGAAUGUGGACCAAGACGAUUUCGGUGACGCCUGUGACAACUGCCGCCUGAUGACUAACAAUGAUCAGAAGGACACUGAUGGGGACGGCAACGGUGAUGCCUGUGACGAUGACGUCGACGGCGAUGGGAUCCCCAACAAUAUUGACAACUGCAAAGUGGUGCCCAACACUGACCAGAAGGACAGAGACGGAGACAAAGUUGGGGAUGCGUGUGACAGCUGUCCGUAUGUUCGUAACCCCGACCAGAUGGACGUAGACAAUGACUUGAUCGGAGAUCCAUGUGACACUAAUAAGGACAGUGAUGGCGACGGCCACCAGGACUCUCGGGACAACUGUCCAGCUGUCAUAAACAGCUCACAGCUAGACACAGACAGAGACGGUCUUGGAGAUGAGUGCGAUGACGAUGAUGACAAUGAUGGCAUCCCAGAUCUACUGCCCCCAGGACCAGACAACUGCCGGUUGGUCCCUAACCCCCUUCAGGAAGACUCUGACGGUGACGGCAUUGGCAACCUUUGUGAGAAUGACUUUGACAACGACACAUUCGUCGACACCAUCGACGUCUGCCCGGAGAACGCAGAGGUCACCCUGACCGACUUCCGCGCCUUCCAGACCGUGGUCUUAGACCCGGAAGGGGAUGCGCAGAUAGACCCUAACUGGGUGGUGUUAAACCAGGGAAGGGAGAUCGUUCAGACGAUGAACAGUGACCCCGGACUGGCUGUUGGUUACACAGCUUUCAAUGGUGUGGACUUUGAAGGGACGUUUCACGUGAACACAGUGACGGACGACGACUACGCCGGCUUCAUCUUCGGCUACCAGGACAGCUCCAGCUUCUACGUGGUCAUGUGGAAGCAGGUGGAGCAGAUUUACUGGCAGGCCAACCCCUUCAGGGCCGUGGCGGAGCCGGGCAUCCAACUGAAGGCAGUGAAGUCCGGCACAGGGCCGGGAGAACACCUGCGGAACUCACUGUGGCACACGGGCGACACCGGCGGCCAGGUCCGACUCCUGUGGAAAGACUCCCGCAACGUUGGUUGGAAGGAUAAGACGUCGUACCGCUGGUUUCUGCAGCACAGGCCUCACGACGGCUACAUCAGAGUGCGCUUCUACGAGGGCCCUCAGAUGGUAGCGGACUCCGGCAUCAUCAUCGACACCACCAUGCGAGGCGGCAGGCUGGGAGUCUUCUGCUUCUCGCAGGAGAACAUCAUCUGGGCUGACCUACGCUACCGCUGCAAUGACACCACUCCAGAAGACUUUGAAACAUACAGGAUUCAGCAGAUGCAGCCCAGUCCACAGUGAGCAGGAUGUCCAGUGCAGCCGGGACCAGCAGCAGCCCGGAAACUCGCUCCAGGCUCCCAGCAAAGCCCAGUUACGCUUCUGAAGUCUGGAUGAGAGUUAAAAGGCAGCUUAAGGCAGUUUACAUGAGGGGCAAACUAGCAGAUGUCUGUCCAUGUAUAACUAUAUAUAUAUAUAUAUUAUGAAAUUAUUGUUCAAGAUGGGGCAAUGAUGUGAAGGGGAAGAUAUGCGUCAGUUAAGUUUACUCUGUAAAUUAAGCUUUUCAUUGAGACUUAAGCUAAUGUGAAGCAGAUCAUGCAUGCGAAAGACGCAGGGAAGCUCGAGUGAAGCGAGUGUGACUGGGAAAGAAGUCUGUACAGUACCAGGUACAAAUAAAAUGUGAUUUAACAACA
Molecule: messenger RNA, 3433 nt
Organism: Brienomyrus brachyistius
Lineage: Eukaryota; Metazoa; Chordata; Actinopteri; Osteoglossiformes; Mormyridae
Product: cartilage oligomeric matrix protein
Exons: 19
Coding region: 708-3044 (778 amino acids)
Biological process (GO): cell adhesion
Cellular component (GO): extracellular region
Molecular function (GO): calcium ion binding
Source: RefSeq, a predicted model, not a curated record